Molecule: messenger RNA, 2216 nt
Organism: Aplysia californica (California sea hare)
Lineage: Eukaryota; Metazoa; Mollusca; Gastropoda; Aplysiida; Aplysiidae
Product: general transcription factor IIE subunit 1
Exons: 8
Coding region: 224-1435 (403 amino acids)
Biological process (GO): transcription initiation at RNA polymerase II promoter; transcription open complex formation at RNA polymerase II promoter
Cellular component (GO): transcription factor TFIIE complex
Source: RefSeq, a predicted model, not a curated record
CUGUUCACUUCCGGUAAAAUGGCGCAGUCCAUGAUGGAUGGAUGUGUAUCGGGUACACAAGCUUGUUUGUGAGGCUUUCAAUAAUUAUGUUCACAGACUUUUUUUUUACUUUUUGGAGACGGAAGUAUAUUUUCAAGUUACAAAAAUUCGAGUUGGCUGAAAUGCUCAACCAUUGUUUGAACUCUUGAGUCACGGACACUGUGUGAGAACUAGUGCAGUGGACAUGGAUUCAGAAGUGCUUUUGACUGUUGUUCCUGAGGACUUGAAGAGACUGGUGAGGCUGAUAGUGAGAGGUUUCUACACCAUGGAGCACGCAGUGGUCAUUGACAUGCUAGUACGUCAUCCUUGUGUCAAGGAAGAUGACCUCGGCGAACUCAUUAAGUACGACAAGAAGCAUCUCAGGUCUAUUCUCAAUAUGCUGAAAAUUGAUAAAUUUCUGAAGAGUAGAAUGCGAGUAGAGACAGAUGCGGAAGGACGCACUACUCGACAUACUUACUAUUUUAUCAAUUACAGUGUUUUUGUCAAUGUUGUUAAAUAUAAACUGGACCACAUGAGACGGAAGAUUGAGACGGAUGAGAGAGACAACACGACUAGGUCUUCGUUCAAAUGCCCCGGUUGUGAGAAGACAUACACCGACUACGAAGUGGGACAGUUGCUGGAUCCCAGCACUGGAGAGCUCAUCUGUACCUUCUGUCGUUCCAUUGUUGAAGAAGAUGAAAGUUCUAUACCCAAGCAAGAUGCCCGUACAAUGUUGGCCAGGUUUAAUGAGCAGAUACAGCCUAUCUACGAACUGUUGAAAGUUUGUGAAGAUGUACGAUUGGCCCCAGAAGUUUUAGACCCAGAACCUACAGAUAUAAAGAAAAUUAUCAAUCGGAACAAUGCGGGUGUGUCCGGCAAAAUGUCUUCCGACGCGGAUCGAGCCACUUGGAGUGGCGAUGCCACGAGGAACGUUGGUUUCGGUUUCAGCGAGAACCGAGUGACCAUCACAAUGGACGACGAGAAUGCGGGCAAGGUGGAAAAGAAAGCUCAGCCCGUCUGGAUGACACAGAGCACAAUUGAGGGAGUUGCUGCACCUCUAGAGACUGCUGCUAUGGAGGCGUCUAAACUCGCCGAGGCAGACAAGAAAUCAAAACCGAUGGGCAAUGACGACAUUCUGCAGACUCUUCUGGCCCACGAGCAAAAGGCAGGACCAUCUCGAAUACCAGCGCCAGAGUCUAGUGAUGGAGACUCCGAUGUCGAUGAGAUGAAGAACGGAGAAGACGUGGAAGAGAUGGAGAGUGACGAGGAUGAGGACCAGGGUCCCAUGGUGAUGAUUGGCUCUCAGCGCGUGCCUUACCACAGCGUGACCUCUGACCUGGUGGCCUCCAUGACACCACUGGAGAAGGAGGAGUACAUCCGCAUGGGUCAGCAGUUGUACGAGAACAUGUAUGACUGACGCUGGCCGCUCUCACUGUGUUCGAGAAAAUGUAUGACUGACACUUUCUGGUCUCACUGUGUACGAGAAAAUGUAUGACUGACAUUUUCUGGUCUCACUGUGUGGUUCAGCAUUUAUUCGAGAACAUGAAUGACUGACGCUGGCUGUUCUCAAUGUGCACAAGAACUUGACUGUACGACUGACGCUGGCCGCUCUCACUGUGUGGGAGGAGUGCACUGCCGUAAGCUGACAAAACCCCUUUUUUUUCUUCAGAGCAAAAAGAGGGUGUUUUUUUGGUCAACGUAAUCAUUUAAAAAUAGAGUGAUUCCGAAAUUGAAUUCUAAUUUAUUGAAAAACUAGUCACUGUUUCUUCAAUUUGAUUUUUUCUCUCAAGUAGAGUAAAAACUGAUCAGGCUUUCGAUUUAGCAAAUACAAUUUUUUUGCGUUAAAAUGAAAAAAAAAGUUUGUUAGCUUACGGUAGUACAGGGAAUGAUAGGGUUGUUUGUUGUUGUUUUUUUAAACUGAAAAAUGUCAUGUUUAUGGUGCUAUGAAAUUGUGAGUAUGUAGUGAAAAUUCUGAAUGAAAGAGACAAUGGUGUUGUGACUGUAACUUACAGAAAUAAAUACCUUUUUAAAUUAGUUUUUGGACAAGUGAAUUUAUCGAGUAAGAACCCAAAAAAUUAAAACAAACUGCAGUUGAAAUUGUUCUGGAUGGUGGAGAAAUGGCGAGUAGAAAUGUUGUUGUCUUGGACAAGUGGAUGUCUUGGAUUGUAUCAUUGUAAUAAAUAUAUGUAGAAAAAAAA